AUGGCAUACCAAAAACUUCAUCACUUAGAUGCAUUUGAUCAACAAAAGUCUGGAAGCUUGUCAAAGGACACAACUCGUGAGAAUACUACUCGACGGACCAAAUUAACCCGUUUAAUUAAGUACUGCUUUCAGAAUUAUAAAUACAAGUCAGAGUCCCAUAUAUAUAACUGUUAUCAAUUCUCGGGGCCCACAAUCCUCACCUUUUUGAAAUUAUGUGCAACUACUCUUGCGGUAAACCUCGUAGUUUCGAGCGAGUAUGGAAAUAAAACGAGUCCAAUCAUGUAUGGCCUGAUGUUUGAGGAUAUCAAUCACUCCGGCGACGGUGGUCUCUACGCAGAACUAAUCCGCAACCGUGCCUUCCAAGGCUCUGGUAAUACCACAAAUCCAACCCUUGCUGCCUAUCGCGCUGUCGGCGAUGCCGUCAUAUCCAUUGAUACCACCAACCCGCUCUCCCCCGCGCUGAAAAAUGUAAUGAAGGUCACCCCAAUCUCAUCAGACGCUACCCAAGUGGGUUUUCUCAAUGAAGGAUUCUGGGGAAUCAAUGUGAAAGAUCAAGAAUACACCGGAAGUUUCUACGUCAAGGGACAAUAUAACGGGGCAUUCAUAGUUUCACUCAAGUCGAACCUUACGAGCAAGGUAUAUGCACAGAAGAAGGUCAGGUCCGCGUCGAAACCGGAUGUAUGGACCAAACAUGAGUUUGUGCUUCACCCAGAAGCCGCACCGAACGUGAACAAUACAUUGCAGAUCACAUUCAACGCCAAGGGCUCGGAGGAGGGGCUGUGGUUUAGUAUGAUUAGUCUGUUCCCACCAACAUACCAUGGAAGGAAGAAUGGGUUAAGGAAGGACUUGGCGGAGAACUUGGAGAAGUUCAAACCAACUUUUCUGAGAUUCCCAGGUGGAAAUAAUCUUGAGGGAGACGAACCUCCAUACCACUGGAAAUGGAAUGAAACAAUUGGUCCAUUAAUAGACCGCCCUGGUCGUCCAGGUACAUGGGGUUAUGAAAACACAGAUGGCCUAGGAUUAGUUGAAUAUAUGGAAUGGUGCGAUGAUAUGAAUCUGGAACCAAUACUUGACGUCUGGGCUGGCUAUUACCUCUCAGGACCUACAAUCCCCCAAGAAGAGCUAGAAUUUUACAUCCAAGACGUCCUCAACGAGCUUGAAUUUCUCAUGGGCUCCAUCGAUACUCCCUACGGUUCCCUCCGUGCCCAACUCGGUCACCCUAAACCCUGGGUGAUCAACUAUGUCGAAGUUGGCAAUGAGGAUGAUGUCGGCGGGGGCGCAUCAUACAGCGCCUACCGCUUUCCAAUGUUCCGCGACGCCAUCAAAGUUGCAUACCCGCACAUGACGAUCAUUGGCUCCACCCCUAAAAUCGACCCUAUACCAGAUGGUGCAUGGUUAGAUUAUCAUAGAUAUACAAGACCGGAUGACUUUGUGUCGCUUUUUGGUAUGUUCGAUAAUUGGAAUAGAAGUCAUCCGGUAUUUGUGGGAGAGUACGCAUAUAUUCAACCUAAUAAACCAGGCGGCGGGGGCCCGGAAUGGGGUGGGGCGUGGAGGUCCCCAUAUACGACGUUGAUAGGGAUGAUAUCAGAGGCAGUGUUUGCAAUUGGGAUGGAGAGGAAUGCGGAUUUGGUCAGAGCGGCGGCGUAUGCGCCUAUAUUACAGAACUUGAACAGUUACCAGUGGAGCCCUGACUUGAUAUCCUUCACAGCCGACCCAGAGGAGACUGCGCUUUCAAUCAGCUAUUACCUCCAAAAACUCUUCUCAACCCAUCACGGAACUACCGUACUUCCGGUCACCUCAGAUGUCAAAUUUGGACCACUGUACUGGUCUGCAUCCAGUACCGAUGAUGGUGGAUACUACCUCAAAAUUGCCAACUACAACGGUACUACAACCACUGUAACUUUCGAAGUCCCUGAUGACAACGUUAUCAAGGGUAAACUUACAACUUUAAGUGCACCUUCUCCAUUCUCCGAGAAUAGCCCAAAGAAUGAGACAAGUAUAUGGACGGAAAAGGAUGUUAUUAAGGGCGCAGAUGGGAAGUUCGCGUUUGAUUUGCCGGAUUUGACGGUUGCUGUUUUGGCGGUGAAGUAA
Molecule: messenger RNA, 2091 nt
Organism: Morchella importuna
Lineage: Eukaryota; Fungi; Ascomycota; Pezizomycetes; Pezizales; Morchellaceae
Exons: 11
Coding region: 1-2091 (696 amino acids)
Biological process (GO): L-arabinose metabolic process
Molecular function (GO): alpha-L-arabinofuranosidase activity
Source: RefSeq, a predicted model, not a curated record